AUGGGAGACAGCAUGAAUGUUCUCCAUGACUUUGGAAUCCAAUCAACGCACUAUCUCCAGGUGAAUUACCAGAACUCCCAGGACUGGUUCAUCUUGGUGACCAUGAUCGCAGACCUCAGGAAUGCCUUCUUUGUCCUCUUUCCCAUCUGGUUCCACCUUCGGGAAGCUGUGGGCAUCAAACUCCUCUGGGUAGCUGUGAUUGGAGACUGGCUCAACCUUGUGUUUAAGUGGAUCCUUUUUGGACAGCGCCCAUACUGGUGGGUCCUGGACACCGAUUACUACAGCAAUACCUCUGUGCCCCUGAUAAAGCAAUUCCCUGUCACCUGUGAGACUGGGCCAGGGAGUCCCUCUGGCCAUGCCAUGGGUACAGCAGGUGUAUACUACGUGAUGGUCACAUCCACCCUCUCCAUCUUUCAGGGAAAGAAAAAACCGACCUACAGGUUACGGUGCUUGAACGUCAUUUUGUGGUUGGGAUUCUGGGUUGUGCAGCUGAACGUCUGUCUGUCUCGAAUCUACCUUGCUGCUCAUUUUCCCCAUCAGGUUGUUGCUGGAGUCUUAUCAGGCAUUGCUGUUGCAGAAACUUUCCACCACAUCCGGAGCAUCUACAAUGCCAGCCUCAAGAAAUACUCUUUCAUUACCUUCUUCCUGUUCAGCUUUGCCAUUGGGUUUUACUUGCUGCUAAAGGGGCUAGAUGUAGACCUCCUGUGGACCCUGGAGAAAGCCAAGAGAUGGUGUGAACGGCCAGAAUGGGUCCUAAUUGACAGCACACCCUUUGCCAGCCUCUUCAGGAACCUGGGGACCCUCUUUGGCCUGGGGCUGGCUCUCAACUCCAGCAUGUACAGGGAGAGCUGCAAGGGCAAGCUCAGAAUGUGGCUUCCCUUCCGCCUCAGCUGCAUCCUGGCCUCCCUGAUCUUCCUGCACCUCUUUGACUCUUUGAAACCCCCAUCCCAAAUUGAGCUGCUCUUCUAUGUCCUGUCCUUCUGUAAGAGUGCAGCAGUGCCCCUGGCAUCUGCGAGUCUUAUCCCCUACUGCCUCAUGUGGGUCCUGGGCCAGCCGGACAAGAAGUCUUUGUAAGGUACAUGGGGUCUUCAGUAUUUAAAGUCAAUGACUUGUGCCAGAGAUUGAGGGGACCUAGGGUCUUCUGCCAGCCCAUUUUGAGGCCAGAGGUGCUAGAGUCAGCUCAGGUGAUCCUCCCCUUUUUGCAAUUCUAAUUCUAUUGGGUAAUGUUUUUUUGAAAAGCUAAAGAGGCUAUUUGAGAGAGCCUUGACUGUUAAAAGUUGGGUCAGUUCUGGAUUUUUUUUCCUGAAGACUCGUUCUUCUGUCAGGUAUACAAAAGCAAGACUUCCAGGUAAGGCCAACUCACAACCCCAGACUGGGGAUUCCAGCUGAGAAUUUUCUACCUGUGCUCAACCUGAUCAAGGAAAGGAGAAAAGAGUAGUGGAUUUGAUAGGGAAAGAAGGAUGGAUAAAGGAGGGUUUUUUAGUAUCUUGCAUAUCAUGCAAAUUAUAUGCCAAACAAUAUCUAAAUGGCUUUAGUUACGUUUGAAUCUUUACAGAAGGCACUCUCAAUAAUGGGGGACCAACUAGAAGUAUAAUUAAUAGGUAGUUAAUGGGGCAAUUUUCUUUCUUACUUGUAUUUUUCUAUUAUAUCUACGGUCAUUGUACUUACUUGGAUUUCUGAAUGGCUGCAGUGACCUAGAUAUUGUUCUAGGUCAGAACAUUCAGGCAUAGUCAGUUUCUUCUCUCUCACACUAGAUCAUCCCCCCUUCACCCAACUCUGCUUUCUCCAGAAUUUUCCACUGGUUCCAUACCUGCCUUGCUGGAUCCUCAGAUGCCUAAUGGAAGACUCCGUGGUGGUGCUUUUGUACAUUUCAUUGACGCUCUGAAAUCUUGGCAAAAGAGCAAGGAGAGGGUUCAGGAUUCUUCUCUCCAGAAGGUCACUCCAAUGUUACUUUUGAUUCCUGGAGGGCAUAUAUGACUCCUUUCUAUCUUCCAAGCCAACUAAGAGCACGUUCUUAUUCACACCAACCAUCCUGGUCAAAACAUCUUUAAAAAGAAAAAUAUACAUGUGCAGUAUUUUAUUAAAGCAACAUUUUAUUUAAGAAUGAAGUCUUACUAAUUACUGUAUUUUAGAUGCAAUUGUGAUCUGAAGGUUCUA
Messenger RNA from Loxodonta africana (African savanna elephant), 2157 nucleotides. RefSeq names its product glucose-6-phosphatase catalytic subunit 1 (gene G6PC1). The transcript has 5 exons. Bases 1 to 1074 code for a protein of 357 amino acids. Gene Ontology annotation, biological process: glucose 6-phosphate metabolic process; gluconeogenesis. Gene Ontology annotation, molecular function: glucose-6-phosphatase activity. NCBI's taxonomy places the organism in Eukaryota, Metazoa, Chordata, Mammalia, Proboscidea, Elephantidae. The record is from RefSeq and is a predicted model, not a curated record. Gene Ontology annotation, cellular component: membrane.